Messenger RNA from Acytostelium subglobosum LB1, 888 nucleotides. RefSeq lists its product as hypothetical. Lineage: Eukaryota; Evosea; Eumycetozoa; Acytosteliales; Acytosteliaceae. The record is from RefSeq and is a predicted model, not a curated record. Gene Ontology annotation, molecular function: oxidoreductase activity. The transcript is spliced from 3 exons. Bases 1 to 888 code for a protein of 295 amino acids.
AUGGGAGCAUUGACAUUUGGAUUCAUAUUGUUUAUAUUCAACAAGUUAUACUCUUGGUUCUACAACAAACCAUUGAACUCAUAUGUUGGCAAGCGUGUAAUUGUCACUGGUGCCAGCAGUGGUAUCGGUGCUCAGUUGGCUUUACAAUACAUUCAGAUGAAGUGCAAGGUCGCAAUCGUUGCCAGAAGAUUGGAACAGUUGGAGUCUGUCAAGCAGGACAUAUUGAAGAAGUGCCCAGAGGUACCAGAGGAGAAUAUAUUGAUCUUGCGAGCAGACUUGACUGUGGAGAGCGAUUGCCGUACGAUGGUUGACAGUGUGGUGUCGGCAUGGGGCGGCAUUGAUAUCUGUGUUUGGAAUGCUGGUGUCGGCUCACUCAUCGAGUUUGAGAAGCUGAAUGGCAACUUCCAGGUGUUCCGCGACAACAUGAACAUCAACUUCUUCUCGACCGUGUACUGCACAUCCUUUGCCCUGCCAUUCCUGCGCCAGUCGCACGGAUCGCUGGUCGUCGUCAGCUCGCUCGCCGGCAAGUUUGGUACGCCACUGCGCACCUCUUACUCGGCCUCCAAGCACGCACUGCACGGCUUCCUCAACUCACUGCGCAACGAAGUGUCUGACAUCCAAGUCACAGUCGUCUGCCCAGGCUUUGUCCAAACCGAGUUCCACACCAAGCUGGCCACAACUGACGGCAAGCCAAUCGAGCGUGAAUCACACAGUUUCAUGACCGCUGAAGAGUGUGCCGAGAAGAUUGUUCAGAGCGAGCGUUUGGGUGAGAGAGAAGUACUACUUGGAUUGAAGGCCAAGGUUGGAAACUACUUGAUGCCAUUCAUUCCAGGUGUCAUUGACUACAUGUCCAGAAAGGCAUCCAGAGAUUCAAUCAAGAAGAAAUAA